UUGACAACAUUGAACAUGGCUGACUGGGAAGAAGUGAAACGUCUGGCUGCUGAUUUUCAGCUUGCACAGUUAAGCAGCACAAAACAAAAGUUAUCAGAAAGAAAUGUGAUUGAAAUAGUUGCAAAGUUAGUGGAACAGAAGCUGAUAGAAGUUAUCCACACCUUGGAUGGCAAGGAAUAUCUAACUUAUCAGGAGCUAGCCAAGGAAAUUCAAGAUGAACUUUUUGUUCAUGGAGGAAGAAUCAAUUUGGUUGAUCUGCAGCAGAUUUUAAAUGUGGAUUUUCGACAUAUUGAGGAUAAAGUGACAGAGAUGGUGAAGCAGGACAAGAGUUUGAUGCUGGUUCUUGGACAGCUUGUGGAUAAGAACUAUCUGGACAGUAUGGCUGAGGAAGUAAAUGAUAAACUCCAGGACAAAGGUUAUCUAACGAUGGUGGACAUCACAAAACAAUACGAUCUACCCGCUGAUUUUGUGUCCUCACAUAUCAGGGAACGGAUAGGAAAGAUCAUUAAAGGGAAGCUAGACUCUCAGGACAGGGAUGUUAUAUACACUGCAGCGUUUGUUACCAGGAUGAAAUGUCAGAUCAGGGGAGCUCUCAGUGCUGUCACCAGACCGACAACUGUAGCAGUAGUGAUGCAGCGAUAUGGAUUCCAGGAAAGACUCUUCUUCUCUAUCCUAGAGGAGAUGGUUCAUACUGGUCAGUUAAAAGGCAGCUUGGUUGGCAGGCAAGAGAAGAUGAUGUAUAUCCCCGAUAUCUACACCAGAGCUCAGAAUGAAUGGGUGGACAGCUUCUACAGGCAAAAUGGCUAUCUUGAAUAUGACACCUUGAUACGACUGGGAAUCUCUGAUCCUAAAACCUUCAUCAAGAAGCACUUCAAGUCGGAGCCCAUCGUCUACCUGAAGCGAGUGUGUGUGGGGAGUGGUCUUAUUGACCAGACGGAAGCCUCUAUAGAGGAGGCAAUGAGCACUGAUGGAUAUGCAGAUGUCACGCCUUUUUUGCCGUCCAUUUUCUCUGAGGAGGACUGCCACCUUCUCCUCCAAGAGUGUGUCAAGAAGCAGACAGAUGCCAUUAUCUGCUGUGAUACCAUAGUAACCAGCCAGAAGUACAUCUCUAAGUGGAAGCAGCCAUUUGCUUCACUGGUCCAGAAGAAAGCAGAGAAGGAUGCUAGAAGCAAUCCCCAACUGUUCCUCGGAAUGGAGAAGAAGGGAGGAGGGGCAUCUAAGUCCUCCAUGUUGGAUGAUGGGUCGAAGGAGGAUCGGAGGGACCAGAGGAAGAAGAAACAAGCAGAGUUAUCUCCCUCUUGGCUGAUAGAGGUUGCACCAGGUUGUUACCAAAUGGUGGUGAAAGGUUCCACAAAAAGUGGUGGUGGGACCCAAGGUCGAGAGGUCAAGAUGAAGUCUACCAAGAAGAAAUACAUGAAGGGUAAAGGCGACCAGGGAGGGGACUCCGAUGAAGAGGAAGUGUCAAGGUCCCGCGGGGCGGAGAUACAAUUCAUGUCUGUGGAGGAAAUGGUGGAGGAGCUGAAGAAACAGCCAGAACUCAGAGACUGCCCUGAGGACUUUAUUACAGAAAUUGCUACACAAAUACACAGGCCCCUUAGCAGAGAGUAUCAGGAGAAAGCUGUGGAGGUUCUGCGAUCUACAGCUGUCCAGGGCUCUGGGUCAGGGAAGAGGAAGACCCACAGUGACCUGCAGGAGAGGCUCUCUGGUCUGUGGACCAAUGUUCUUCUGUUUGAGAAAGGAGCCAAGCUUUUCCCAGAGGAAACAGAGGCAAUCCUGACUAAACACCUCCUGAAGACAGUGUGUAGUGACAUCACCAACAUCGUGGUCAAUGUUCUGGGGCAUGAACACAUGCUGUCCAACUCAGAGGAGGAGGAGAACUUCACCCCGGAGUCACGGCUCAAGAUGAUCGGUAAACUGCCAGAGAGCGUUCAACAAAUCGUGGCCAAGCUGAACAGCUCUCUAAAUGGCAAGUCCUUAGAAGACUUUUACAAGCAGUUAGAAGCACUGUGUGGCCCACAACAUCUUGGGAUUCUUCUACGGAAACCUGAUAAAAGGAAGGAAAGACAGCUGAUAUUCAACCAUCGUCAGGCCCUCCUAGAACAGCUGUCUCAGGAGACGGACGCCGCCAUGCUUCUACACCUGUCGGUGGUUGUUCUGUUCCAGACCUUCACGUCCAAUAUAGUUCAUGCCCCCGGCAAAUGUGUUCCCCAAAUUGUCACCUUUCUCCAACCAUAUCUACCACCCGAGCAACAUGAUCUACUAACACGCAUGCAGGACCUUGUGAUACAACAGAUGAAGUUACAGAGUGAGGACAAAGAUGGGUCAGAGGUCAUGGCUGAAAUGGACAAAUUAAAACCUCAGGUCGUAGACAUGGCUACCAAGACAAAGAAAACAUCACCGAAACAGGAGGAAGAAAAGUGAAAAAAUUACAAACAAGAAUUUGAAAAUGUGAUAGAAUAAUUACCUGGUGAAGGGACGAAAUAUCACACCAGUGAGGAGGCUAUGGGAAAACAUUAUUCAGGAAUAGAUUUGAUAGAACUUGUUGUAAUAAGUGUAGAUAAUGAGUUGUUGAAGUAUUAUUUCUCAUAUUUAUUGUGCAUCUUAAGUUUCCUUUGUGACGACUUUCACUUAUAAAUUACAAUACAUCUGCUGAA
Molecule: messenger RNA, 2654 nt
Organism: Magallana angulata
Lineage: Eukaryota; Metazoa; Mollusca; Bivalvia; Ostreida; Ostreidae
Product: E3 UFM1-protein ligase 1-like
Exons: 18
Coding region: 16-2421 (801 amino acids)
Biological process (GO): response to endoplasmic reticulum stress; regulation of proteasomal ubiquitin-dependent protein catabolic process; protein K69-linked ufmylation
Cellular component (GO): endoplasmic reticulum membrane
Molecular function (GO): UFM1 ligase activity
Source: RefSeq, a predicted model, not a curated record